Molecule: messenger RNA, 306 nt
Organism: Pipistrellus nathusii (Nathusius's pipistrelle)
Lineage: Eukaryota; Metazoa; Chordata; Mammalia; Chiroptera; Vespertilionidae
Source: the annotation of a GenBank genome assembly
AUGUUUCAUGCUACUGUUACUCUUAAAGCUUUGCUUGGAAAGAAAAGGCCUAUAGUUUCUUAUAGAAUUAUUAAUCCUUAUAGGAUUCCUGAGCUUUACAAUUUCCAGCCCUUCUGUAAUUUCUGUUACCUUCAUCAUAGUCAUUUUUUCCUUACACAAAGACCAUGGAGUAAGCUGCUGCUGCUUUUAAAAUAUGGUCAUUAUGAUGAAUGUGAAAGUUUUGGACUGUUUGAAAUACUUUUUCAACUUCUUAUGGUACAGAUAGACAUGUGUUACAUAUUUUUAAAAACCUGUUUGUUGCAAUAG